Messenger RNA from Elaeis guineensis (African oil palm), 705 nucleotides. The record is from RefSeq and is a predicted model, not a curated record. Lineage: Eukaryota; Viridiplantae; Streptophyta; Magnoliopsida; Arecales; Arecaceae.
CCUUCCCUUCUCUCAAUAUCAUUCCCACGUCCAACAACAGUAGGAGCUACCCUUAUAACCCCUUCUGGCACUCUACCCACCUCUUGUCUUCCGAUGGAAACGAUUGCCAGGGUUUUACUCAUCAUGGCAUUGGCCAUGGCCUUGGCCACAUCCCUUGCCUCACCAAUUAUCCCCAGUGAAGAGGAGGAACACAAUGCAUCAUCUUUCAGUGAUCCCCUCACUCCUGAAGAGGCCUCUUCUUCGAUGAGGGGGGUGAGCCGUUUGCUAGCCCAGACCAAUGUAGAAGCCUCCAAGACAUGUGAUAGAUACCCGAGGGUGUGCCGUGCCAAAGGAAGCUCCGGCCCGGACUGCUGCUGGAAGAGAUGCGUCAAUGUGAUGGCUGACAACCAGAACUGCGGAUGGUGCGGGAUGAGGUGCGGAUACGGGCAGACAUGCUGCGGCGGCCGAUGCGUCAAUGUGUUGUAUGACCUCAGGAACUGCGGCGGAUGCAAGAACAAGUGCAAGCAAGGUGGCUUCUGCAACUAUGGGAUGUGCGACUAUGCGUAGUUGAUCGUUUGGCUUGGAGUUCCAUACAUGUCCAUGAUGCAUAAAUACUUAACAUUUUUCUUAUGUAUGUACGUCACCUCACCGUAUAACGCUCGUAUUAAUUUGUAAGUUACCCAUAUAUAUAUGUGAUUUCAUGCAUGUAAUCAUCGCAGUCAUGUU